Drosophila serrata is the source of this 2257-nucleotide messenger RNA. RefSeq names its product Kinesin-like protein at 54D (gene Klp54D). Gene Ontology annotation, cellular component: microtubule associated complex. NCBI's taxonomy places the organism in Eukaryota, Metazoa, Arthropoda, Insecta, Diptera, Drosophilidae. Gene Ontology annotation, molecular function: microtubule binding; ATP binding; microtubule motor activity. The record is from RefSeq and is a predicted model, not a curated record. Gene Ontology annotation, biological process: spindle elongation; microtubule-based movement; mitotic spindle organization.
AUGGUUCGUCGGGCCUCCAGUGUUCCGCAUCUGAACAGCAGCGGCGGGAGCAGUGCGGACAGCGCCGGUACGUCGGGCAGUCGACGGGGCCGGGCGCCCGUUGCCGGUUCUCGUGGCAGCCGGAAGGCCCCCUCGUCCACCGGCCAGGGCCAGCGUCAGAGCUCAGGGAGCAGCAGCAGUGUGCCCCGAUCACGUAGCCUGACCAACGGCAUGCGUCGUCUUAGUCCGCAGAAGGGAACGGGCAGCAGCGGAGGGACCGGCAGCGGCGGAGGAGGUAGUUCCCGGAAUACACCUUAUUUUCUACGUUCACGCGAGAAUGAGAUUGGUAGUGCUGACACCCUGGAAAUAGUGGCAUCCAAGUCCACGGGCAGCGAGGAAUGCUCCACGCCCGAAGACAACAUCAAUGUGGUUGUGCGCGUGCGUCCUCUGAACGACAAGGAGAAACGAGAUCGUCAUGGAUCAACACUGCAGUUUCCCGGAAACGGACAGGUUAUCCUUGAGGGUCACGAUGUGGGCCAGAAGAAGUCACAUAAUCGGGACAGUGUUCGAGUCUUCACAUAUAAUGUGGUCUUCGAGCCGGGUGCCACACAGGAGGACAUCCUAGACUACUCUGGUAUCAAGCGCAUUAUAGAGAUGGGCAUUGAGGGUUUCAGCUGUACGGCGUUUUGUUACGGCCAAACGGGCUCCGGCAAAACGCAUACUCUGACAGGACCGCCGGAUUUGUUCAUUGGCAAACCGAAUCCCAAGGAUCCGCGCCAUGGCCUCAUCUUCCGUUCGUUUGUGUACCUCUUCCAAUUGAUUAAGAAUCGCAAGGAUGUCAAUUACGUGCUCAAGGCCUCGUUUAUGGAGAUCUACAAUGAACGGGUAAUCGAUUUGCUCAAUCCGGGAAGUGCAAGGAAACCGCUGGCGGUGCGCUGGUCCAAGAAAUCGGGUGGCUUCUUCGUGGAAAACCUUUUUACGGUGGACUGUGAGGAGUUGGAUGAUCUACUGGCCGUUCUUGAAGAAGGUAUGAGAAAUCGUGCCGUUGGCUCUCAUGCUAUGAACGAUCACUCUUCUCGAUCACACACAAUACUCACCGUCCACAUCCUAUCCGAUCAGCAGACAGAUGGCGGGGUAUUUCUCUCCAAGCAUGGCAAGAUUAAUUUCGUGGAUCUGGCUGGCAGUGAGCUGACCAAGAAGACCAUGAGCGAAGGCAAGACUUUGGAGGAGGCCAACAACAUCAAUAAGAGCCUCAUGGUCCUGGGCUAUUGCAUUGCCUCGCUGAGUGACAACAAGAAGAGAUCGGGUCACAUUCCUUACCGGGACAGCCAGUUGACCAAGCUCCUGGCCGAUAGUCUGGCCGGGAAUGGAGUGACCCUGAUGAUUGCUUGCGUUUCUCCAGCCCAUUACAAUCAUGCGGAAACUCUCAACACUUUGCGCUACGCCUCCCGGGCAAAGAGGAUACGCACCAAACCAGUGAUCAUGAUGGAUCCGCGGGAGGCACUCAUUCUCAGCCUUAAGCGUGACAUACAUGCACUCCAAAUGGAGAACGAUCACUUGAAGGCAGCCCUUAAUCUGCACCAUCAGGCAGCCACGAAUGGUGCCGUUGCCACGGAAAAUAAUCUCUUGGAGUUGCAGUUAGAUCGACUGAGCAGUGGUGGCGGCGGAGUACCCGUUCCCAAAGUGGAUUUGGAACGAUUACCUGAGUUGGAUGGCUCCGAGCUGGCCGAACUGGUGAAGUUGUACAUGGCGGAAAAUGAAUCGUUGAGGCAGGAGAACAACCACCUGUUCACCGUCCGAGAGACGAUCCUCAGGGAUCAGGAGAUCGUGUGCCGGGAGAAUGAGCGUCUGCUAAAAAAGCUCGAGGAUGUGAACAAAGUCUGCGUGCGUUCACCUUUGAUACCGGCACGUCCGGCUAUAUCGCCGACUACAGGAAAGGAGACCCCCGGAACUGAGAUCUGGACCAAUCCUGAGCCUCUCCGAACUCCGCCGGGAGCGCAGCUGCCUUUGGACCAGAGGAUGUCGGAGAAUGCCGAAAAGCGGACACAUACCGCCCAAAAGCGUAUCGAUCAGCAACGCAUAGCUAAAAACAUUCUGAUUAUGGCCAAUGCAUUUCGGAAACCGGACGCAGACUUGGCCAAGGAAUUGAACAUUAAUACGGAAAAAGCGCCGGAAAAGCAAUCAAACAACUUUAUGCCUGACAUGCUCACAUAGAUGCCUUUUUCAAUGGAGACAAAGAGGAUUAUAUAUAUACAUAUAUAUAUUUUUGCAAAGGAAA